AUGGCAAAGCUCCUACGCAGGAUCGUUGCCUCCCUCUGGGGCGACCACGGCACCAAGGAUCUCUGGCAGCGGAUUCUCAAGGAUUUCAUAGCUUGUGUGAUUGCAACCACGAUUGCCAUUCUCCCCCAGAUCAGAAGCUGGUCAACAUUUCUUAUUCCAAUGACUGUUGCCUUUGCACACCCAGGCCAGCGGUUGGGCGUUGUCAUUGAGAACAUCAUCAUGGUCAUUUUCGGCUCCGGCCUGGGCUUAUCAUGGUGCAUCCUGGGUUUAUACCUCGCGAGCUUGGUCUAUGAUGACAACAAGCCCGCUGCGUUUACUAUUCGGGCUCUGUUCUACCUUGCGUGUAUCUUGAUUCACGGCUAUAUACGGUCCUCUAGUCCUCGACUCUUUUUAUUUGUCUUGUUCGUCAUGCUACCCGCGAUAACCACGCUCACGGCACCAACCAAGGCUACACCACUCUUAUAUGAAACUAUCUACGUACCAAUUCUUAUUGGCGUUGGCAUUAUGCUUUUCGCCAACGUUGUCAUAUUCCCAGAGCUUUCUGGUAGUUACCUGGGAACUUCUACCAUCAACGCCCUCUCCGAAAUGGCCAACACAUUGGAGCGAGCUACCUACUGGUUCGCCACCCCUGGGGGCGACUGUGUUGAAACUCGAGAUCAGGAUAGCGUGCGCAGCACCACAGUGACCAACGAUAGGGAUAUUGAGCAGCAGCAGCAGCAGAAAAUGAGCCAGAAGAAACAAUCCAUCAUCCGUUACUGGCGCAAAUUCUUCUCCGCUUUCCCGAAUCCCUUUCGAUCUGCCAGGGCUAUAGCUACAGUAUCCAAAAUACCACUACAUGCGACCACGCUUGCGUCUCUAAUGGAAAAGAAACCUACAAUCCGAUCUAAGCUUGCUGCGUGUAAGACUGCACAGAAUGAAGUUAAUUUUGAGAUUUCCAUCUCACCCCUUGCUCCUGGUGAUAUGAAACGCAUUAGCGUUGAUCUCAUGAGCAGUCUGUCCCAGAGCAUUAUUACACUAAUUGGUGCUUGCGAAAACAAGUUCAUAGUACUUGAUGAUGAGGGUCGUGAAGAGAACGGCUUGGCAAGUGAUGAUCCAGAACUCUCAACAGAGAACACGCACAGCCCUGAAUCAACCACACCGUCGACCGGUGCCCCAGAAGCUUACCUAAAAGUCAACUCUAAUAUAAGAUCUAGAUCGAAAGCAGGCAACUCCAUCGAUCCCCAUAGCAGAGCCGACUACGCCACGCUGAAUAGGCAAAUUGAGUUGAGCAGCGCCGAGCUUCUUGAAUCAAUUGUUAUGCGGCUUCAAGCUCCUGUACAAGAGUUCCAAGCCUCUACAAAUGCAGCGGUGGCUCUUCUUAUAUCCUGUCUGGCAUAUUGCUAUGAUGUUCCCACCCUACCCUCUGGCGCGCCUACCCCUCGAGGUAUUCGUUUAGAAGAGAUUGAUCUGCGCAUCGACCUUUUCGCCGAUGCUCUAGCAGCGUUUGACCAGCAAUCUAUCCAACAGCUUAAGCUGGUUGCGAUGCAAGAGACAGGCCAAUAUCUUGAUUUCAUGCCCCGGAUGGAGACAUUCCUCAUUUCAUCGUUUCUUCUAGCCUUUCGCCAGUCUUCAACCCAUGUCUUGAAUAUGCUUCGCCAUGCACGCUACUUGGUGGAACAGAGGCAGCGCCGCCAUAAUAAGUCACGCAUCUGGAUUCCUCACUAUUCAAGUCUUCGAAAGUGGCUUCGUACUGCUGGAGAACGUGAUUCAAUGGUUCUUCCAGAAGGCGCGAGGCAGGCCGCACGACGCGGGGAUUUGGCUGGAAGGCCAUCUGAAUCUCAAUCGAAAGAAUCUAGCGGCAUUCUUGAGAGUGAUGAGCAACAACUGGGGGAGCGCAUAACCGAUGAGGAAGCGGGCUCUACAACCACUUCUAGAUAUCUGAAAGUCUUGAAAAGUAGAAAAACAAGAAGCAAAAAAAGGGGGAAGAAAGGAAGAGAAAAUGGGCCAGCCGAUAAUCACCGGCGAUCUAAACAUGGGCAUGAAGAGAAAGAUGCUCCUGACAACUGGAUUUUAGAAUUGCGAGGGAAAGCAGCAGAUGCUUUAGAAUGGGCUCAAGACUCUGACGAUCUUGCGUAUGCACUCAAGCUAUCUUUUGCUGUCUUUCUUGUCAGCUUUCCGGCCUUUGUACCGUCUUGGAACCAGUGGUACGGAGAUGUUCAUGGCGUUUGGGCUCCGCUUCAGCUGAUAUUUAUCUUUGAAGUGGCCAUUGGUACUUCUUUGGUCACCUUUAUUGUCCGAAUGAUUGGGCUGGUUCUUGGCUGUACAGCUGGAUACGUCUCGUUUGUUAUUGCAGGGGGGAGUAGAGCUAUUACUGUUGUGGUUCUCGCUUUUACGAUCCUACCUGCGGCCUAUUUCCAUGUUGCAACGAAAUAUGUCAAGGCUGGCGCAGCAGCCAUUAUAUCAAUCAAUGUGGUUGCGCUAGCGGCAGAGAAUAGUACAGAACUGGCGGUACAGGUCUAUUACAAGCGCCUCAUAGCUUUUUUGGUAGGGGGUGUUACCGCCACUCUGGUAGAGGUGUCUAUCUCCCCUGUGCGCGCCAGAGAUCGCCUGGUUGAAUCCCUAUCUGCCUGUGUGCGUCAUAUCCAGGGUAUGCAGGGCGCCAUAGCUGUUGGCGUCGAUGAGCCUGAGUUCUUUGAUCCUCGCUCUCUAAAGCAGCACCGCCAUUUCGAUCAAUUGCGAGAAAGGGCCCAAGCUUCGCUUGCAGCGGCCGAGACUUUUUUACCGUUCUGUUCUACUGAGCCAAGACUGAAGGGCAGCUUUAAGAAGCUUGCGCCGAUAUAUACUGAAAUCAUAUACGUGCUUCACCAGGUAAUCGACCGCAUGGACAACGUCGUACAGCUCCGAGCAGCGUAUGGUUCCUCAGUGUUGGAAGUCCUGAAUCCGCAGGUCUAUACGUAUCGUCGGAGCAUGGUGGCAAGUUGCACCUUGAUGCUGUGCUCCGUUAAUGAGGCGUUGACAACUUGGCUCCCGCUCCCACAAUUCAUCCCAUCAGCUCGCUUGGCGCAUUUACGGCUAAUACAUAGAGUCCGUAAGAUCAUCACGUCACAAACAUCAACGUCAGCUCUGGUAACACCCACGGUAAGUCAUGCUAGCCAUGGCAAAACCGAGGGCGAGUACGAUGAUCAGACAAGCGAAAGGAUGGCACGUUUGAUAACCAAGCAUAAUUUUCUCUCCUGGAAUGCCAGUACUGCCGGUCAGAUGGAAAUUAUUGAGUACUUGGAAGAAUUAGUCGAGCUGGUCAAAAUGUUAGUGGGAGUAAAUGCAUUCCGCUCGGGACUGUUGGAAAAGCCAAAAUAUCAACAUUAUGCACAAAUGGCAGACUCUCGCCAGGAAUCUGCAACCCUGGCUUCCACAAACGAGUCCAGCAGCUCAUUAACAACUCAACACAGUAGCAUUGCCGUUCCAGAGGAGCCAGGAGAACUUCCAGAUUCGGUCUUGAGGCGGGUUGCAUUGGCUACUGCUCAAACAGAUAAUGUCAACCAGAGACCAAGACGAGGGGUUGCUGGAGCGCGACGGCCUUCUUAUAGGAGAGGAAGCUUUUUCGGAGAGAAUUUGGAAGAAAUACCUGCUAGCUUGCAGAGGGUCAACUCUCGGCUUUGGCAAGGAAACGAAGCCGUCAGACGGGCGUCAUUCGCGAUCACUAGUAUGCGGCCUGACUCAGCUGCUAGACCUCGAAAAGGGUAA
Molecule: messenger RNA, 3723 nt
Organism: Trichoderma asperellum CBS 433.97
Lineage: Eukaryota; Fungi; Ascomycota; Sordariomycetes; Hypocreales; Hypocreaceae
Source: RefSeq, a predicted model, not a curated record